AUGCUUCUGGGCUAUGUGCAGCAAAAUGCCAUUAUUAUCUCUUAUUACCUACUUUCAGCAUUCUUUUCGUAUUGGUUCGCACGGAAAAUAUAUCAUUGUUUCAAACCUGGGCUCCGUGAGCUCCCAGGACCAAAGAUUGCUUCAUGGACUCGAUUAUGGAGAGUCUGGGCUGUUUUAUCAGGCAUGUCUACUUCUCAUAUGAAAUUUCGACAACUACAUGAAAAGCAUGGAAAAUUAGUGCGGGUCGGUCCAAACCACAUAUCUGUGGCAGAUCCGGCGGCAAUCCCGAAAAUAUAUGGCUUCAAUAAUAAAUACUUGAAGAGCGAUUUUUAUCAUGCCUUCCAAGCCCCAUAUAAAGGAAGAAUUGUCGACAAUCUCUUUGCGACACAAAGUACAGAAUUUCAUAAGUCUCAGAGAUCUCAAGUUGCACACAGAUUUUCCAUGUCCUCUUUAGCAGGAAUGCAGAGCUCCGUUGAUGGAUGUACGAAAAUUCUUCUUGACAAGCUGCGCGGAUUUGCGGAUAAGCAAGAGGUAGUUGAUAUUGGGCCUUGGCUACAAUGGUAUGCCUUCGAUGUGAUUGGUGCCAUCACUUUCAGUCAACGAUUUGGCUGUUUAGAGUCUGGUAGCGAUGUCGGCGGCUUAAUCUCUGGCAUCGAAGAUACUCUCAAAUAUGUUGGAGUCGUAGGACAGUUGCCGGAGCUCCAUCCCUGGUUGAUUGGGAAUGCUAAGCUUAUAACCACAAUUCAGAAACUGUUUCCCGAUAACCAGAUCAAAAAGUAUGAUUUGGAAGGAAAGUAUUAUCAGAGCAAAAAAGAAGAUUUCCUGGCCUAUUAUAUGGGCGAUUCUGUUACUGGAAAGAUUCGCUUGGAUCACGAUGAUCUUCGUGUGAGUCCAGCUAAUGAGUUUGCAGAUUAUGAUAUUUUCUGGGCUAACAAUACACAAAGCUUUGCUGGUAGUGACACGACUGCCAUCGCUCUCAGGGCAAUAUUUUACUAUCUUCUUAAAAGUCCACGCGUUUACGCGAAGUUAAUGACUGAGAUAGACAGCGGAAUCUCCGCCGGUCAUGUCUCUGAAAUGGCAACAUUAGACAAUUCAAUGAAAAUGCCGUACCUGCAAGCAUGCAUGAAAGAAGGGAUGCGUUUACAUCCUAUCGUUGGUCAAGUUCUUGAGCGCUGCGUUCCGAAAGGAGGAGAUUUCCUUUCCGGACAUUAUCUUCCUGAAGGAACAGUUGUUGGUAUUCACGCUUGGGUAAUACAUCACGAUCCCAGCAUUUUUGGCGAAGAUCACGAAGACUUUAGGCCCGAGAGAUGGAUUGAAAACUCUGCAGAGAAGUUGAAGAACAUGGAAAAAUGCUUCCUAGCUUUCGGCGCCGGCUCCAGAGUUUGUUUAGGCAUACAUCUUUCUAUGAUGGAAAUGGGGAAACUAAUCCCAGCCAUUCUUCACAAUUUCCAGCUAGAAUGGGCGUACCCCGAAAAGGACUGGAAACUGGAAACAGUGUGGUUUACAAAGCAGACUGAUCUUUUUGUCCGCCUCAAAGCUCGGCAGAAAGCAGACGGAACCCCCUGA
This is a messenger RNA of Trichoderma atroviride IMI 206040, 1566 nucleotides long. The record is from RefSeq and is a predicted model, not a curated record. Lineage: Eukaryota; Fungi; Ascomycota; Sordariomycetes; Hypocreales; Hypocreaceae.